Molecule: messenger RNA, 1049 nt
Organism: Lolium rigidum
Lineage: Eukaryota; Viridiplantae; Streptophyta; Magnoliopsida; Poales; Poaceae
Product: protein SYM1-like
Exons: 8
Coding region: 1-762 (253 amino acids)
Cellular component (GO): cytoplasm; membrane
Source: RefSeq, a predicted model, not a curated record
AUGGCGUCCGCGCUCCCGCUCCUCCUCGCCCCCCGCCCCAUCGCCUCCCCGAGGCCCGCCCCGACGGGCCGCUUCCUCUCCCUCGCCGCCCCCCUCCGCGCCGCCGCUCCCGUCCCGGCAGCCGCCGCCCCCCGCCUCGCACGGCUCCAGCCGCUCCACGCGGCAUCCCCCUGCAACUAUGUCGCCGCGGCAGCGACCGGGGGAGCGGAGGUGGCCAGAGCGAAGUGCCUGCAGUUCGUGGCCUGGUAUCUUCUGUCUCUCGACAAGCGUCCGGUGGCCACUAAGGCGGUCACUUCCGCUCUGCUGAAUAUGGCCGGGGACCUCAUCUGCCAGCUUGUAAUCGAUAAAGCGCCAAAGCUGGACUUGAAGAGAACAUUUCUGUUCACGUUAUUGGGACUUGUCCUGGUUGGGCCAACCUUGCAUAUCUGGUACUUGUAUCUGAGUAAAUUAGUAACUUUCAGUGGGGCUUCAGGUGCCAUUUCUCGCCUGUUACUUGAUCAGUUCAUCUUUUCUCCAGUUUUUAUUGGAGUCUUCAUGAGCUUACUGGUAACCUUAGAGGGAAGGCCAUCUCUUGUAAUGCCAAAGCUUAAGCAGGAGUGGUUCUCUUCGUUGAUCGCAAAUUGGCAAUUGUGGAUACCCUUUCAGUUCCUGAAUUUCUACUUUGUCCCACAGAAGCUACAGGUUCUCGCUGCUAAUUUUGUAGCCCUUGCAUGGAACGUUAUUUUGUCAUAUAAGGCCCAUAAGGAGGUUAUCGUGGAAUAGCCAAAUAGGUUUCAGCCAGGUAGCGACGAUCUGAGGUAUUAUUGUUUAGAUAGUAGGCUGUAGGCCAGGGUAUGUACUGUUUCGGCUGUGAUGUGUAGGGCCAGAUCAUCUGUAUAUUGCGAUGGAAGGCCGAAACGUGUUAAUUAUCCUCGUGGCAUGGUUGUGUUGCCCAACCAAUGUUUUACCUGUUUGCUAUGGUAUGGCCUGCAUUUCUGUAUCUUGUCUGUUAAGUGCAAGCCGGCCAUGCUGCUUAAUAAUGCUUCUAUGCCGAUAUGUGUUGCACACUC